UGAAUAUGUUGAUAAUUGAGACGCUUGCACUUGAUGUGCAUAAGUGGACGUGACGUUCAUAGAAAGUUAAACAACAUUAAUUGAUGUUGAUUACAAUUGUAUACUCCGGUGCAGUCGGAUGAUUAAUGUAUAUUUACAACAGCCCUUUUAUUAUUUUGUUCUGUUAUUGGUGAAGUUUCAAUGAUUGUGUCUCUGUUACGAUGAGUGAAACAGAUAAAACCAUGUACGGCACAACGUUGUCGCUAGAAUCAAUAAAGGUAAUUGCAGAAAGCAUAGGCGUUGGUAGCCUUCCGGAUGAUGCAGCAAAGGAAUUGGCGGAUGAUGUUUCGCUUAAGCUGAAACAAAUUGUCCAAGAUGCUGCCAAGUUUAUGCACCAUUCAAAACGUAUGAAAAUGUCUAUUGCCGAUAUAGAUCAUUCGCUGAAGGUGCGUAACAUUGAACCACAAUACGGCUUUGUUUCACCGGAUUUUAUUCCGUUCCGUUUCGCAUCCGGUGGUGGUCGUGAAUUACAUUUCAUUGAGGAGAAAGAAAUCGAUUUGUCGGACGUUAUACAAACACCUCCACCGAAGAUCCCUCUGGAUAUAACGCUAAGAGCUCACUGGCUUUGCGUUGACGGAGUUCAACCGACGAUCCCGGAAAAUCCUCCUCCACUUUCGAAGGAUGUACAAGCAUUAGAUUCCGUGAACCCUGUUCACAAGCUCGAUAAAGCGCAUAUAAAAGAUACUACCGGGAAACCGGCUAUUUGGAAAGCACAGAAAUUAAAGAACGUUGAAACGGUACACGUGAAACAACUAGCGACCCACGAACUAUCGGUUGAACAGCAGUUGUACUACAAGGAAAUAACAGAAGCUUGCGUUGGUUCAGAUGAAGCCAGGAGGGCAGAAGCACUUACGUCACUGGCAUGUGAUCCAGGGUUGCAUGAAAUGUUACCGAGAAUGUGUACAUUUAUCGCCGAGGGCGUCAAAGUUAAUGUCGUGCAGAACAAUCUUGCCUUGCUCAUAUAUCUCAUGAGAAUGGUGCGAGCACUGCUAGACAAUCCAGCGUUGUAUUUAGAAAAAUAUCUUCAUGAAAUGAUUCCAUCUGUUUCGACGUGUAUUGUUUCUAGGCAGCUUUGCAUGCGUCCUGAGCUCGACAAUCACUGGGCCUUGCGGGAUUUCGCUGCUCGUUUGAUGGCCCAGAUUUGCAAGAAUUUCAAUACGUCCACAAACAAUCUGCAGACACGAGUCACUAGACUUUUUAGCUCUGCUCUGCAGAAUGAUAAAACUCCUCUCUCAUCGUUGUAUGGUGCGUUAGAGGGUUUAUCGGAACUCGGCACGGAAGUAAUAAAAGUUUUUAUAAUUCCGCGAUUGAAAUUUAUUUCCGAGCGAGUAGAAGUACAUCUUCAAGGAAGUAACAUCAGCGCUACCGAUAAAAUUGCGGCUGGUCAUAUCCGAGCUAUGCUACAGAAAGUCUGCUCGCCCGUUCUUAAAACAGUUCGCAAUCCUCCGGAUGUGGUGGAAGAAUUUAAAAAGGAUUAUGGGUUUCUUGGCCCCACACUGCAUCAAGGUGUGAUCAAAGCACGCACGGCUCCUCCCCCUACUCCUACCUGUUCAAGCGCCAGCAGCUCUGCUGCAAAUGUCACCAUAGUAACCACUACCUCAAGCACACCUGCUAGACCUCAAACCCCACUUAUCACCGGUACGGGAAGCAAACCGUCCACAAGUUCAAACAUCCAGAGGCAAUCCUCUACUAGUGGGCAGUCAUCCGGCGGACAGCAGCAGAAGUACGUCAUAGUUACUCAACGACAGCAAACUCCUUCGCCGUCGCAAGAUGAUUUUGUAGGUAUCAUACAGCAAAGUCAACGCCCUGCCGGAAGUUCUGUGCAGCCCGGAUUCAUCAAACUGGAACCGAAUACGCAGAAGGUAGUGCUGCAGCAGGGACCAGCGGCCAACGUGAUUACCAAGCCACUGUUUGUGAGUGCUAGUGCAUCGGCUAGUAGUAACUCACAACCUCCUCCCACGCUAGAACUAGACGAUCUGUCGCACUUGGCGUAGGUCCAAAGUGGUCAAAGUGAUGUUUGUGUUUCGUAUUUUUGUACGAUUAGCUCUAGAAAUUUUAUUCUUGUGGCAGAAUAUAACGAUGUAAUGAGACGAAA
Molecule: messenger RNA, 2134 nt
Organism: Malaya genurostris
Lineage: Eukaryota; Metazoa; Arthropoda; Insecta; Diptera; Culicidae
Product: transcription initiation factor TFIID subunit 6-like
Exons: 4
Coding region: 201-2033 (610 amino acids)
Biological process (GO): transcription initiation at RNA polymerase II promoter; RNA polymerase II preinitiation complex assembly
Cellular component (GO): transcription factor TFIID complex; SLIK (SAGA-like) complex; SAGA complex
Molecular function (GO): protein heterodimerization activity; transcription coactivator activity; RNA polymerase II general transcription initiation factor activity
Source: RefSeq, a predicted model, not a curated record